GAGCUGGAGUGGUAACUAACGAAACAAAAAACAUCUGAAGAAAAGACUCCAAUUUACAGGCAAUUUACAAAUCUAUAACAGAGAAUUAAGAGUUCCUAAUCUUAACUGGAGCAUUACCAUUGUUUGCACCUAUUUUUUUCCUGAUCUUUAUAGUCUUUGUCUACACUUACUGGUUUUUUUAUUGCUUACUGGAGAUUGACCAUGUCAUUGCUAUUACUCAUGUUAGGCAUACUGCUCUCUGACAGCAAGCAUUUUAACCCGAAAAGAGAUCAAGCUAAUUAGGAUGGAGAAUGUCAACAUUAAUGAGAUUGCUACACCAAGUACUCAAGUAACUGAAGAGGAACCCUUGGGGCUUGAGGAUGAUGCUGACAAGAUAAUUAAGCUACUGACAAGAGGAAUAAGGGAACGGGAUAUUGUCUCUAUUUUUGGCAUGCCUGGUCUCGGAAAGACCACUUUGGCCAAAAAGAUAUUCAAAGAUUCUUCUAUUGUUUCUCACUUUGAUGUUCGAGCAUGGGCUACCAUUUCGCAAUCAUAUGAUGUGAGAGAGCUGUUGAGGGACAUCUAUAAGCAAGUGACGGGUGUUAAGUACAAUGGAGAGAAGGAGAGUGACAUAGCCGAUACGUUGCGCAAGUGUUUAAUAGGCAAAAGAUAUCUCAUUGUCUUGGAUGAUGUAUGGGAAGUAAAGGCAUGGGAUGAGUUAAGAUUAUGUUUUCCAAUCGGUAAACAAGGAAGCAGAAUCAUGUUAACAACUCGACUUGAACAUGUGGCAAUGGAAGUCGAGCACUGUACCGAUCCUUAUUCCCCUCAAUUCCUAACCACGGAAGCGAGCUGGAAAUUGUUGGAGAAAAAAGCAUUUCAAAAGGAAACUUGCCCUCCUGAAUUGCAGGAUGUUGGGGUACAAAUUGCAGAAUAUUGUAAAGGACUGCCUCUUACAGUUGUUUUGAUUGGUGGAAUUCUGGCAAAGAAAGAAAGGAAUGUCUCAGAGUGGUGA
This is a messenger RNA of Nicotiana attenuata, 991 nucleotides long. RefSeq names its product putative late blight resistance protein homolog R1A-3. The transcript has a single exon. The record is from RefSeq and is a predicted model, not a curated record. Gene Ontology annotation, molecular function: ADP binding. Gene Ontology annotation, biological process: defense response to other organism. The coding region runs from base 284 to 991 and encodes 235 amino acids. NCBI's taxonomy places the organism in Eukaryota, Viridiplantae, Streptophyta, Magnoliopsida, Solanales, Solanaceae.